AAUAAAUACGUAGAUAUAUAUAUUUAUUAAUAUUUUGUGCAAUCAUCACGUAGUAUGUACAAAUAUGUCUUCCCUCGAAGGUCGUUAACCAGUUCAUACAUCUGUAAUGAUUCACUAUCGGGAGUCAAAGGUCAGGCAGAAUGAAACACAAUGCAGUGUCUUGCAAGACCAUCUACUUGGAGCUAAAUCCACCAUCACCGGAGCAGCUGUCAUUUCUAAAGAAGUAUGGAUACUUGCCGGAGGAGCAAAGCGACGGCGACGCGGACUUCGCGUACACGCCGCAGUCUGUCGCCGACGCGCUGAAGAAGAUGCAAGCCUUCGCCGGCCUGCCGGAGACCGGCACACUCGACGAAAACACCAAAAAGCUUUUCAGAACAAAGCGGUGUGGCGUGAAAGAUAUUGAAUCGUCUCCGUCGCCUGCAAGGAGUAAGAGAUACAUUUUACAACAAGCGUGGGAUAAGAAACAUAUUACAUACAGAGUGGUGAACGGGUCUAGCACGCUGGGCAAGACCCGCGUGGAGCAGCUGAUGGAGGUGGGGCUGGAGAUGUGGGCGCCACACGGUGGACUCACCUUCUCGCAAGUCGACUCCGGACCCGGCGAUAUUGAGGUCACCUUCGUGAGUGGAGACCACGGAGACGGAUUUCCAUUUGACGGGCUUGGGCGCGUGGUAGCUCACGCGUUCCCUCCCCCUCACGGCGCGAUGCACUUCGAUGAUGACGAGCUGUGGGGAGACAACCCUGAGGAGGACGAGGAGGACGUCACCGACUUCUUCGCGGUCGCGGUGCACGAGAUCGGGCACGCGCUGGGCAUGUCGCACUCCAACGUGAAGGCGUCCGUCAUGUACCCCUACUACCAGGUGCCGGUCGAGAGAUUGCACAUGGAUGAUAUACUGGGCAUGCAGGAACUGUACUUAAAAGAUCAGGAGGAGGUAGUGGAGAGUACGGAGAGCCCGGCGGUGUCGCUGGUGCCGCGCUUCACGAAGGCGGUCAGUGAAGAGGAUGAGAACUACAUGCCCGACCUCUGCAUGACAAACUACGACACGCUGCAAGUCAUACAUGGCAAGAUAUUUGUGUUUGAGGAGGAGUGGGUGUGGGUUCUUCGCGACAGAAACGAGAUGGAAGAUGGCUACCCUCAGCGCUUCCACGACGUGUUCCGCGGACUUCCUUCUGAUGUUACCAUCAUCAAAACUAUUUAUGAGAAGCAAAAUGGAAACAUUGUCAUAUUUUCAGGUCGGACAUAUUGGGAAUUCGACACCUCAUUUCGGGCCAUAAAAGAAGGAACUCUAUCGGAUUACUCCAUACCUGACCGGGUGUCGGAGCUGACGACGGUGUUCCUCUCGAAUUACAACAACAAGACGUACCUGAUCGAGGAGGAGCGGUACUGGCGGUAUGACGAGCAGGCCAGCAGGAUGGACCGCGGCUUCCCUAAGGAGAUGUCCAUGUGGAGGCUUGUACCGUACCCCGUAGAUGCCGCCAUUAUAUGGCAAGGAGACACAUACUUCUUCCAAGGCCCACGAUUCUGGCGGUUUGACAACGAGCUGGUGCAGGCCCACGAGUACUACCCGCUGCCGACGGCGCAGGUGUGGUUCAACUGCCAGUCCACCGCCGACAUGGACCGCUAUAUCACUAACGAUGGGCCCUGAGUGCCGGGGAAUAGCUAAUACUAACAAACAUGUACUGAGUGACACUCACACAAGUGUCUUCCUUGAGUAUCGGGCUUUUUAUGUGUAACGUAGAGGCAUUUUAGAACUCCACUAAGCACAGGGCUGUUCUUGACUACCGCUUUUCUUGACUAUCAGUGACCAUAUUUUUGUUAUUAACCCAGCCAAUAUGUCCGCCUUGCAAUUUUUAUAAUAAAUCAAUAAAAUAAAAAAAAACACUCAA
Molecule: messenger RNA, 1884 nt
Organism: Trichoplusia ni (cabbage looper)
Lineage: Eukaryota; Metazoa; Arthropoda; Insecta; Lepidoptera; Noctuidae
Product: matrix metalloproteinase-2-like
Exons: 10
Coding region: 141-1643 (500 amino acids)
Biological process (GO): proteolysis; extracellular matrix organization; collagen catabolic process
Cellular component (GO): extracellular matrix
Molecular function (GO): metalloendopeptidase activity; zinc ion binding
Source: RefSeq, a predicted model, not a curated record